Messenger RNA from Phlebotomus papatasi, 2516 nucleotides. RefSeq lists its product as uncharacterized. The transcript has 3 exons. The record is from RefSeq and is a predicted model, not a curated record. Lineage: Eukaryota; Metazoa; Arthropoda; Insecta; Diptera; Psychodidae. The annotation marks the transcript as partial.
UGAUUCUGUAUGGAUUCUAUUUGAGAUUCUAUCAGAAUCUGAUCAGUUAUUCCAUGGUUUCCAUGGAUUCUAGCGGAAAAAGUGUCGGUAUUUCAUACUUGAUUAACCCCUUGGUGGCAAGGCAGUGCCCUCUCUCACUCACUUUCGACAAUUUCUUCACCAAAGAUGCAUUGAUGCCAAAAAUUCCACUGACUGAGAGUUCGUCAUUCUCCAAGGGCGUACCUAAUUCCCGAAAUCAAAAUCAGAAGCACAAUGCGCCCAAACGUCAAGUCGCUGCGUUAACCCAUCCGUCCGAAGCAUCAAACUGCCGAUGCUGUUCUGAGAGUUCACAUCCUUUGUUCAGAUGUACAAAGUUCCUGGCGAUGUCGCCAUCCGAUAGAUAUGAAGUUGUCAAAACCCUGAAUCUGUGCAAGAAUUGUUUGGUGCCUCAUGUUACAAAUUCCUGCACCUUCCGUUCAUGUAGAAAAUGCCAUGGACGGCAUAACGUUUUCCUUCACGAAAAGUUCGUGUGUGAAUCCCUUCCAUCGAAAUCCACAACUUCAUCCGUCAACAAGUCUGAGCCCAAUAAGAGUGAAACUACAAACAAUUCUCAAAAUUCGUCCGCCACAGUGGCUCUAUCUUCCAAGGUUCCGGAUCGCUCCCUCCAACCUAAUCAUAGGGUGUAUUUAGCGACCGCCAUGGUUGAUGUUUUUUCUGCGAAUGGAGAGAGGAUUCCAUGCCGCUUUUUGCUCGAUGGCGGUGCCCAAGUUUGUGUUAUCACUAGUGAAUUGGCCCAGAGGUUGAGAUUACCGAAACAUCCAUCUAAUAUGGCGGUUGUGGGAGUUGGAUGUCACCAAUCUCGCAUCCAGCACCGGGUCACUACGACCAUUGUUUCCCAAGUCACCAAGGAUAGUUUUACAUUCGAGUGCCAGGUUAUGCCUAGGAUAACUGGCAAUGUUCCCAAUUGGACCACGAAUAAAGAGAUACUGAAUAUUCCACAGAACCUUCCUGUGGCCGACCCGUGUUCGGCUGACCAGAAGCCUGUUGAUAUUUUAGUCUGUGGGGAUAUUUACUGGUCCAGUUUCCUUCAGAAUGUCGUCUCCCUUGGCCCAGAACUUCCUCAUUUGAGAGAAACCGUGUUUGGCUAUGUCAUCUUGGGCGAGCACCACUCCUUUCCCAGCCAAUCUGGCCUUGUCUGUCACAAUGCAUCCUCAUCCUCUUCUCUUGAAGAAUCACUCGUCAAGUUCUGGGAGGUCGAAAAUGUUCCUGAAGAAGUUCCAGUAACUGAUGAGCAUCGUGCUGCUGAUGAGCAUUAUGUGAAGUCGCACUCACGUACUCCCGAGGGUCGAUUUCUAGUCAAGCUCCCUUUCAAGAAGAAUCCAGAUUUGCUUGGUGAAUCCAGACCUCAGGCCGUACGUCAAUUCCUGGCACUUGAGCUCCAAUUUGAGAAAAAGCCUGGCUUGAAAGAGGCCUAUUCUGAGAUAAUGAAUGAUCAGCUAGAGAGAAGGUGGCUUGAACCCGUGCCGAUGAAAGAUUGUCGUGCUCUGUCGUUCUGCAUGCCUCUCCACGGGGUCUUCAAGGAUUCUACGACGACAAAGCUGCGCAUUGUUUACAAUAAUGAGAAGGAGUACCCUCUCACUGCAGAAGCCUUGCUUAAGGCAUUCUAUGUCAAUGAUUGUCUACUGUCCUGUGAGUCGCUUGAUGAAGCCAAGGACACCCAAGCCCAGUUGAUUGAAGUCUUGCAGCGGGGAGGAUUUUCCUUAGUCAAGUGGACAAAUGAAAUGAAAACCAAACGUCAUAUGGCGUCCGCCAUUGCGAAGUUGUUUGAUCCGAUUGGUCUUGUUGGACCAGCAAUCAUCGAAGCCAAGCUGAUGUUGCAGAAGCUUCAUGAAUUGAAGUAUCCUUGGGACAAGCCUGUCCCCGAAGAUGUGAGAUCCGAAUGGCGAGACUUUACCGAAAGGUUGUUAAACCUGAAUCAACUCGAGAUUCCUCGUUGGAUUUCCGUGUUUCCACAUCCAAUACGAACAGAUAUCCAUGCCUUCAGUGAUGCAAGUCUUCUCGCGUACGGAGUGGCUGUUUACGUAGUCACUAUUCCUAAACUUGAGUUGUGCGGAGCAUUACUGGUCGCCGAGACGAUUGACAGGUUUAAGGACUCCUACAAACCUGAUGACAUCCACUACUGGUCAGAGUCUACAAUUGUCCUCAGUUGGUUGCGGAGCCCUCCCGAUGAUUACAAAAUCUUCGUGUCGAAACGAGUCAAGAGGAUUCUUGAGCUCUCUAAGCCUGACCAGUGGCAACAUGUUGGAACUAAAAGCAAUCCGGCAGAUAUUAUCUCCCGGAGAGCGAAUCCUUCGAAACUUCUCGACCGUGACUUCUGGUGGAGAGGUCCAGAAUGGUUGUCGGAGCCUAAAGAAGAUUGGCCAGAACCAUUUUAUGGCUUACGGACAACUUUGGAAGCCAAAUGCCUCGUAAUGGUUCCCAAACAACCACUUUUCGAAGAUCUCUUCACGAAAUAUUCAUCGCUUACGAAAAUUUAA